AGUGUGAAAAAGCGAAAAGAAUUUUAACAUCUGCUACAAUUGCCAGAAUUGACAUCGAUUCUCUGAAAAAUGGUAUCGACUUUCACAGUUCGAUUACUCGCGUUCGUUUUGAAGAGUUAAAUGCUGACUUCUUUCAAAAAAUAAUGGAAUGUGUCGAAAACGCGAUCCAAAAUGUUGGAAAUCGAAUCGACAAAACUCAAAUUGAUCAUGUUGUUUUAGUGGGAGGCUCGUCUCGUGAUCCCAAAAUACAGAAAAUGUUGCGAGAUAUCUUCGACGGAAAGGAAUUGAACAAAUCCAUCAAUCCGGAUGAAGCGGUAGCAUACGGAGCUACCGCGCUAGCAGCCAUACUGAACGGCGUGGAGGAGGUGCGAGACGUGGUGCUAUUUGACGUUACACCCUUGUCUUUAGGCCUUGCUGUUAAAAACAGAAAUGGGCCUGAUCUUAAGAUGUGUAAAGUAAUUAAACGUAAUACUUUAAUUCCUGCCAAACUAACAAAGCCUUUUUUCACAUCAUAUGAUAAUCAAACCAAAGCAAGUAUCGACGUAUAUGAAGGCGAAUACGAUUUUACGAAAGAUAAUCAUUUGCUUGGUAAAUUUACUCUUUCCGGUAUCCCUCCUGCACCUGCCGGCGUUGCUGAAAUCGAUGUCACAUUGGAAAUCGAUGUUAACGGUAUCUUAAACGUGACCGCUGUCGAAAAAUCAACAAGCAACUCCCGACAAAUUACCAUCUCGUAUGAUCGCGGUCGUCUCAGUAAGGAUGAAAUAGAACGUAUGAUAAAAGAUGCCGAAGAAUGUCGAGUCUUGAAAAAAAAACGGAAGGCUGCAUUACUCGCCAAGAAUUCUUUAGAAUCGUACUGUGUCGAUGUCAAGAGCAUCGUGGAAGAUCCGGAAUUGAAAAAUAAAAUCGACGAAUCCGAUAAAAACAUCAUUUUGAAGAAAUGCGAGGAAACCAUUGUCUGGUUGGAGGAUUCUGACCGGACUCUUGAAACAAGAGUGUAUGAACUUAAGCACGAAGAAUUGAAAACCGUAUUUGACGUGAUCAUUUCGAUAGCUAACUAUUCUGGUAAAAAAGAAGACAAAUAUUACGAAAUAUUAAACGUUGAAAAAAAUGCUUCUUUGAACGAUAUCGAAAGAGCUUUCAGGAAAGUGAGUUUUAAAUAUCAUCCCGACAAAUGCCAAGUAGACCAGGAAGUUGGAAAUAUGUUUUGGCUGACUCUUACAAAAGCGAGAAAAUCUCUUAUUGAUCUUGCGAAUCAGAGGUUAAAUCAAUCGUAAAUAUCUGUGAUGAACGGAUAUUGUUUCAAAAUAGGUAUACUUGCAUACCCAUUGCCUAUCUAAGUACGUAGAUAUGUUACGUAUAGCUUCCUUACUCUACGUCUAUGUAUUGUUUUAUAUUAUUUCUGCUUGUGCCAAUUUCUAUUUAGGCUAAUAAAAAGUAGUCGUAAUGAAUGAAAAAUUUAUUUACCAAAAUUAUUCAUGU
This is a messenger RNA of Planococcus citri (citrus mealybug), 1479 nucleotides long. RefSeq names its product endoplasmic reticulum chaperone BiP-like. The transcript has 3 exons. Gene Ontology annotation, cellular component: plasma membrane; cytosol; nucleus. Lineage: Eukaryota; Metazoa; Arthropoda; Insecta; Hemiptera; Pseudococcidae. Gene Ontology annotation, molecular function: ATP-dependent protein folding chaperone; ATP binding. The coding region runs from base 144 to 1274 and encodes 376 amino acids. The record is from RefSeq and is a predicted model, not a curated record.